AUGGCGGCGUACCUCGUCUUCUUCCCCACGCACGCCGGAUUGAUCGCCGCAAACUCAAGAUUCCUAGUUGAAAUCGGCCGCCGCCUCACCAUCUUCGUCCUCACAUCUAUCUCCACUCUCUCCAUCGACAAGUGCACCAAAUUCAGCCCUUCCAUCAAGUUCUCCACCCCUAACAUGUUCGGCGCCACCAUCACCACCACCGUCCCUCCUCCCCCGCCGCCACUCUCCUCCUCCCACGCAUUCACCGCAUGCAUCAUAUUAAACCCUGGCACCUCCACCCACCACACCCCUCCCUCAUCUCCCUCCUCCACCGCCCGUCUCGGCACAAACCCUAGCCUCGGCACCUUCCCCCUAUCCACCACCACCGGCUGCCCCCCUCUCACUAUCUCCUCCGGCCUUAUCACGAUUUGCGUGUCCGGAAAAACCGCCGACGCGUCCCUCUUCGUCCACACCCCCACCUCCGGCCCCCGCUUCUCCCCGUCCGCCCCAAUCGUGAAAUACGUCAAGAACGGCCGCCGGAUAUUAUGCCGGAAAGCAAAAACCUCGCCGGAUUCCGGGUCGACCUUCGGGUGGGCCGUCAUCGACUCCAACGGCUUUCCAUACUUUUCCUCUCUUCCAAUCGUCACCACAUCUCCCUCGUCCGUCACGCUCACCCGAUACGGAAGGUCCGACUCCCCGAGCGCAAACAACCCGCCGCCGAACCGCGAAACGCUCGUGUUCGCGUUCCCCGUGCCUCGCCGGAGGUCGUACUGCCCGGAGACUAGACGGCCGGCGGCCACCGCGUACCUUGCCAACGUGGCGGCGAGGCUCGUGUAUGCGGAGAAGAGAGCCGACCGAACGCUCGACUUCGUGCUUGUACGUGCGGACGAAGCGGCUGGCGAGGGUGGCACGGCCGCCGGAGAUCCGGACGCAGUGGAGCAUGCCGUCGCCGUCAAAGAGGUGGUGCGGGCCGUGGGGCGGGAAUUGCGGGUUCGGGCCGUUGCGGAUGUAGGCCCCGUCGAGGGCCCGGGGGAGGGAGCCCUCCGCCACGUGGCAAGGGGUCGGGGGAAGCUCGGGAACCGGGGAAAAGUUUCCGGAGAGGACCAAGUUCGGGUCGAUGUUAGGGGGGAGAGUGGGCGGGUCGACGUGCCGGCAAAUGAGGUCGUCGAGCGAGGUGAAGAAAUCGGAGAGUAG
This is a messenger RNA of Striga asiatica, 1173 nucleotides long. Lineage: Eukaryota; Viridiplantae; Streptophyta; Magnoliopsida; Lamiales; Orobanchaceae. The record is from the annotation of a GenBank genome assembly.